Messenger RNA from Bombyx mori (domestic silkworm), 2467 nucleotides. RefSeq lists its product as uncharacterized. Lineage: Eukaryota; Metazoa; Arthropoda; Insecta; Lepidoptera; Bombycidae. The coding region runs from base 162 to 2396 and encodes 744 amino acids. The transcript is spliced from 22 exons. The record is from RefSeq and is a predicted model, not a curated record.
UCACACUUCAACGUCAAUGUUUAUAAAUCUAGUGUCAAAACAGAUAAUGUUUACUAAGAUUUUCGAAUUUGUUGAAUACAAAAAAAUAAUUUUGAAGUUUGUUAUUUAAUUUAAUACAAUUUUCUGAUAUCAAUUUUUUUAAUACGAAUUUAUCAAACAAAAUGACAGCUGAAGAUACGAGCGUUCUUCUCAAUAUCGGUGAGAUGAUAGAUUUAGCAAUUGGCACUCCAGAGGUCGGAGUUGUAGACUUCAAUAUGCUCCAAACGGUCCUGCACUGCCUGGCACAACAGCUACGUGUCCUGGGUAAAAACGUAGAGCUGAAAGGCAGCAUCACUUUGCCAAUAGGCAGAGAUAACACACAAACCAUUGCGAUCAGCGAAUAUGUGGUCGAUACUGAAGACAAAGAUAAGACCGCACCAUUAAAACCUGAAAUAGACGUGUCACCAGUUACUUCAGAACCUGAUACAAUUUUAGUCGUUGAAAGAAUCAAGAAAAGCUUGUCACCGUUGCGUAGUCCUACACGCGAACACUCACCAGUACCGAUUCAGAGUCGCGGAGCAGCUUCCCCAACUCCUCAAGAGAAACUGUCGCUCGUGACACUAAGCAAAUUCAACACGCUCGAAUCCACUGUGGAGGACUUGAAAAACCGUGUCUACGGAAGCAUGCCUAAAAACGAAGCCAUUUUGGAAGAAGUAAGAUCACAAACGAAUUUAAAAGCGAUCACGGACAUGUGGACGUCUCUGAACGUGUCGUCUCGACUGGAGGCGGCCGAGGCUGGGAUUUCCAAAUUAAGUUCUCUGGUACAGGAUGUUAUUUCGGAAACAACAACUUUGCAAGAUGCCCUGAAAGGCAGCGAUCUUCAGGCGCUAGAUUCUGUGACACCUGGAGCCGCGUUGACUGACGGCGCCACAAUACCCACGAAGGAUGAAUUUUCAGCAGUACAAACCCAAUUGCAUAAUUUGCAAGCGAACGUUGAUCAACUCACCAACUCCUUUAAUGGCGCCAUGUCUGAAUUACUUCCUGGCUUCGCUAGUUCUCUUCCUGGUCAACUCGCUUCAGAACACACACAAGAUUCGAGUUCGACACCAGGUGCCGAUCACCGCCAGUCGACUACUUCUCGAUCAUUACCUACGGCUGACAAAUUGACCGACAUUCUGACAAAACGAAUUAACGAAUUAGAGAAAAAACUCAAGGAAUGUUGCGACAUCGCUAAUAAAAAUGAUGAUCUUAUGCAAAACCAAAUAAAUUAUAUGCAAGAUCAACUCGAGUACAUAAAUAAAGAAAUCGUCAACAUGACGACAGAUCCAACCGGCGGAAAAUUAUCACCAGAUCUUGUGAAAGACUUGCAAGGUUUAAUGCAGCUCUUCCAGACCGUUCAGGAUAUGCAAGAACAAUUGAAGCAAGUUCACGAAACUGCCUUACUUUUGGCAUCUGAGAAAGAAGACAAACAACUGCACACGAACGCUCUUCUAGAACAAAUAGAACUGCUGAAGACAGUAAAACUCGAUCGCGAAGACAUGAUGGAAGCUAUGGCUGAAAAAGCAGAUCUUCAAAUGUUGGCCCGAAAAGUUUCACAUAAUCAAUUUGAACUUGCUUGUGACGAUCUCUCGAGGGGCUUAGAACAUGCACUCGGUAAACUUAAUUUGCAGGAAGCACUAUGGCAACAGGCUCUAGAUGACAUUCAACGUGAAAUUGAAACAAAAUUGGACAAAAUGGAACUGUCCCCGGUUAAAGACUUUUUCAACAACAAACUGAAACAGCUGCAGGAAAAUUUGAAACAAAUGGCGUCGUUGAGGCGGGAAGCUGAAGCGGCGGGAACGAAACAGAAGCUAUUGAGAGAUGUAAAUUGUAUUUCAUGCGAUGCGAAUGCUGUAAUGAAAAUGGAGGCUCCAUCGACAGUUCCCGUCAGCAAACCCCUACCGGCAAAUCUAUCUAUGAAACCGUAUCUUAGUUAUGAACUCGAUGCAAUAAGAAAAUCGCAGGCAAGUAAUCUGCCACAACGUAACUUGCACGACUGGGAAAACAUAGAUAAACACGUGACAAAACAGCCACCAAGACCAAAAUCGGAGUCAGAUAAGCAUCUAUGCAACCGCUACUGUGGCGGUUCUCAUACGGUGACGACUCCUGCUCAGCGCGUUGCUCGUCUCGGACACUUCAUCAAGCAAUGGGGACCUGACGUGCUACCAUUGUCGUCAGGACUUGCUACCGGCGAUGACGGAAAGAUGUACCGAGUGACUGACGUGGAAAGCGCGAACGUCGGACCAGGGGGUGCUGUUGAUCAGACGUGUACACCGAAGUCGCCACAAAAAAAAUCAGACACUAAUAAGACGCAACAUAAAUCUUCUGCGAUUAGUCCCGAAUGCCGAUGUCUGGAAGGAAACCGUCUCGGAAAAUAAAUAAAAACUAUGUGAAAUGCGAAAAUAUAUUGUACAGAACAGAUUUCAGAAAUAAAACAUUUUGCUUUAAA